GUCGAAGAUGUUACGUGCAGUGACGUCUGGUAGUGGUGGCUAAAAUGGCGGAUCGAGUGAGCCAACUUCAAGACGCUUUGAACGAGGUAUAGUGUCCAGCUCCGUAGUUUAAUUGUUCAUAUCAUGUUUGUAUAUUGUUACUUUAGAAUAUUUAUAUGCUUUGAACAACCUUAAGUUUUAUGCAUUGAAAUUGUUACCUCACUCUCCGAUUCGAGUUUUAUUAUAAACUCGAUGCAUAUUGUCUUCACGCUAUACACAUCACACAUGUAUAUUUAUUAUGUUGUAUUAAGUACAAACUCAGUUUAUAUGCGGAGAAAAAUAAACUAAGUCGUUGUCAGAAGACAAAAGGAAGAAUGAUAAUAGUUUAUACAAUUUAUGAAGUGAUAGUUUGGUAUAUAAAGGCUAGUUUUGUUUGGGACCGUCGACAAUGCGAUGGGGGGGUAGAUUAGAAUCCUUGAUUACAAAAUAUUUGGGACGAAAACUGACUUUAGAAAUAUAAUACGAAGAUCAGAAGGAAAUGUAGUACAUUUUAAAUAAUAUACUCACAAAAAGUUUGGAGGCAAAAAGCGGACACAGCUCAACAACAAUACUUCGUUUGUCGUUUGAUAUUUCCAUUUUCGAAGUACAUAACCUAUGACGAAACCCAUUACGGUUAAUUCCAAUUUGAUUUUUGUUGCCGCUGGAAUAACUGAUCGCGGCCGAAUAUUUUGUGUUAACUUUUCUGACUUUAUAGUUCGCAGUUCGACACAACCUUUCUUUCGUUCAAUCGGGGAUAUAAAUAUUGCAUUUGUGAACAACAAAUCGGGUAUUUAUUUAAAUUUUAUGUUGCUUACAACUGCUAAACAAUACGGAAACUAGUUUUUAUUUAUUACAAGCUGAUUGUAAUGUUAAAAGUCAGCAUUACAUACUGUAUUCUUGCCUAUAGUAGACCGCUCACAGUCAUAUUUCGGAUAAUAUUUUGGACCAUAAUUUCGAUUCUCUUUGGGUUUUUUACUUGUCCACGAUGAGGUAGGGGGGGAGGGGGUUCAAACAAUCACGGCUCAAGUCCGCGAUGCGGGACGAAAUCUAUAUGUCGACGGCCCCUUAAAGACAAGCACCUAUGGAAUAACUUAGGGCCACGUCCAUAUUUAUCUUGCCACAAAUAACGUUGAAUCGAAGUUAUUUUUUCACCCACCCACCCACUCCAGAAAAUGUCGAUCAAUAUUCAGUCGUAUUUUGACUUUCAUAUUUAUGAUUCAAAAUUAGUUACUUUGGGUAUUAUUACCAGUGUGGAAAGUUUGUAUUGCAUGGCCACGAUAUUGGGCAUACAAUUUUGAUGCUUUCUAUAUAUUUACUAUUAAAUUUUCGAAAUCUCGGCCGCAAAAUUUCCAAACUCAGGGGUAUUAAUUGUCAAAUUGCCACGAGAUUAUGUCAAUAAGUUCAUAUAUAUUAUAAAACCCACCCACUCAUAAUGUUGAUUCGACGUUAUUUAUGCAGUCCUUGAAACUCAGGCCUGCAAAGUGAUAUGUGGCAAAAUUUUGCCGACCUACUUUCAAAUAUGUCUCGACAUUUUUUCCCGCGAAUGGAUCUUUCACAUGUACGCAUUUUCAACAGUGAUGUUUUAAUUAUCAAGUUUUGAUCAUUGACUUGCGUAGUCAAAAUAUGCUUUGCGAGUAUCAAAUUUAAUCCGUGUGUAAACAGUACAGUUUCAUUGUUGAAAGGUGAUGCUUGAAACUUUGAAAAGUAAGCAUACGUGUUACUAAAUAACUGUCGUUCCAAUUGAAGUGUUGCUCAAAUAUUGAUUCAAUACAUUACCUCGGGCUGACCAAUUCAUUUCAUCAAGUUCCUUGAGAUAUUCAUACACUUCCUAGUAUAAUUGUAAACUUCCUGUUGAAUAGUUUGAAUGCACCAAUCACCUUUGUUGUUUGUGCAACUAACCAAUCAUAGAUAGAAAGGAAGUGACCAGAGAUGAUCAAAUACUUGGAAUUGGCUCUUUCACAGGAAGUGUAUGAAUAUCUCGAGGAACUUGAUGAAAUGAAUUGGUCUGCCCGAAGUAAUGUAUUGAAUCAAUAUUUGAGCAACACUUCAAUUGGAACGACAGUAAAAUCAUCAAGCUUCAAGAUUUAAGCGAAAGUACCGGUAUAUGGUAAUAAAGUAGUGUACGCGGUCUGGCACAACAUUUGGUCACAACAUGCACUGUUCGAAUGGAGUUCAUAAAUUUUGCUAGUUGUUUUGUUUGCUAUUGGCAUUGAUUGCAAUUAAUUGCUGUUUAUAAAUACGCGUAUUUGCAGCAAGCAAAUUAAAAAUUGGAUAUUGUCCAUUAGUUUUCGGAAAAAACUUAAAAAAUAUCUUUUUAAUCUUUAACAUAUUAUCUUCUAAAUCCCUAACACCUAAUUUCUAUAAUAGUGUUUCUAUAAUUUAGAACAAAAAUGUUCCUUGCUUAGAAGAAAAAAAGUUCCUUGGAUUACAAGUGCUAUAAAGCAACUUAUAAUCACAAGGGACAGAUUAAAAAGAAAGGCCAUUAUUACAAACCUAGAGAUAGACUGGUUAAAUUACAAAACAACGAGAAACAAUUAAAGUUAAUAUUCAGCUAAGAAAUGCUAAAAAGAAUUAUUAUUCCACUAAAAUUUCUGAUCAAAAAUGGAAUCCUAAAGAGGCUUGGAAAACUAUAAACGAUAUACUAGGUAGCAAAGCAAACCAACAGUAGUAAAUGAGUUAAAAUUAGGUGAAAAUAGUUUGACAAAUACCAAAGAUAUUGUGGAGGGCUUUAAUAAUUAUUUUUCAAAUAUUGGCCCUGAUCUAGCUAGCAAAAUUGAUACUCCAAAUUUGAACUUUCAAAGUAACAUAUAUUGAAAAGACUAAAUCAGAAUUCAGUGCAUUCCAGCCAGUCACUGUCAGCAAUGUCUACCAUCUUUUACAUGGUCUUUCUAGCAACAAAGCCACUGGCAUUGAUAAGAUCUCCAGUAAAAUUAUUAAAAUAGCUGCACCUGCUAUUUCAGAUUCACUCACAUAUAUUUUCAAUCACGCUAUUAUCCUAUCCCUUUUCCCUCACGAAUGGAAAACGGCUAGAGUAAUGCCUCUCUAUAAAAAUGGCCAACGAAACCUGCCAGGAAAUUACUGACCAAUUUCAGUUCUGCCUGUCAUUAGCAAAAUUAUGGAACGAAUUCUGUACGAUCAGCUAUACAAUUAUUUAACCAAAUUUGAACUUCUGAGUGACUGUCAAUUCGGUUUUCGUAAAUUUCACUCUACAGCUACAGCAUUACUUGACUGUACAAAUGAUUGGUAUAUGAAUUUAGACCGCAAAAUGUUUAACCUGGUAGUCUUAAUUGACUUAAAAAAAGCAUUUGAUAUUGUCGACCAUCAAAUAUUAUUGAAAAAAUUAGAGCUUUACGGAAUAAAAGGACAAGCUCUGUCUUUUCUAGAAUCAUAUCUCUCAAAUAGAAACCAAAAAUGCCAAAUACAAGGAUCUGUUUCAUCAGAGAAAUUGAUCAAAUGUGGCGUGCCACAAGGCUCUAUUUUAGGGCCCCUAUUUUUUCUGUUAUACAUUAACGAUUUGCCUCAAUGCCUGGAUAAAACAAAACCUCGGUUGUUUGCUGACGAUACGAACCUGACAGUUUCUGGAAACUCUAUUACUGAUCUUGAAACUGCAGUGAAUUCUGAUUUGGAAAAACUUAGGAAAUGGCUAAUUGCCAAUAAACUUAGUCUAAAUGUUGCUAAGACUGAGUUUAUGUUAAUUGGUUCAAAACAAAUUAUUAAAAGUAUUUCAAAUUUGCAACUAAAUGUGAAAAUUGAAAACGAGUCAAUUAAACAAGUUUAUGAAUCCAAAACUCUUGGAGUGACAAUUGACCAGCAUUUAUCUUGGAAAACUAACACUGAGAAUAUUUGCAAGAAAAUUACAUCUGGAAUAUCGGCUCUUAGGCGUUUAAAAGAAUUUGCUGAUAAGCAAACACUUCUUUCUGUAUAUAAUGCUAUUGUUCGCCCAUAUUUUGAUUACUGCUGUGAAGUAUGGGAUGUGUUUGGAGAAACGCAACCGAAAAGACUCCAAAAACUACAAAACAGAGCUGCUCGGAUUAUUUUGAAUAUGAGCAAUGACAUAGAUCACUCUGUUGCAUUGCAAGCAUUGGGUUGGAAGCCACUUAAAACAGAAAGGAAGAAAAGUAAAGCAAAAAUCAUGUACAAAUUAUUGAAUAAAAUGGGACCCAAAUCACUCAGUAAUCUCUUCACAUAUAAGGGUGAGGUGACAAACUACAAACUUCGGAACAUUUCAAGUAGUCUUUGUUUAUCACAACCGCGUACUAAUAAUAUGAAAAAAAGUUUCGUGUAUGACGGAGCACACCUUUGGAAUUCUAUUCCUAAAGAAAUAAGAGAGAGCAAAUCCUUUUCUUCCUUUCGAAAGAAAAUCACUACUCACAUUGACUGAUAGCUAAUUAACAUAGAUGUUAAUAUUACCUGUAUAUAGAUUACUACCUUAGUUUGUUAGUUCAUAUAAUACUAUAUAUCUUAUAUAAUUUUGUAAAUAGUUUUAAAAUUCUUUUCUGUAUACUUUUCGCACGCCCCUCGUGGAAAUCAGCUUCGGUUGACGGGGUCAGCGUGUUUAAAUAAAGUUUAUCUAUCUAGUGUUCAUUAUACCUAUAAAUAUAUCACCCUUGUUAAAUCUCUCUUUCUGACAUAAUACACGUAAUGAUCAACUGUACUACAACUUUGAACAACUAGUUCUAAUUAUUGGACCAGGAACUGGUCCCCAAUCGCUGCUAAUCUUGUUGUUGUUGUUGUUGUUGUUGUUGUUGUUGUUGUUGUUGUUGUUGUUGUUAGAGGGCGACGCUCUUUGAAAAAACCCUAAGGCUCCGUCAUUACUUGUCUGAUCGGAAUGAAAUUUAACACAAUUAUUCUUAGCAAUAUUCCGCAUAGAUUGACGGUGUUCGAUUUUUCAUUUUUGACUUUAGAAGCAAGAUACAAGCAAUUUUUGACUGUAUUUGUAGCAAAUAAUAUAUACAUAUCAUUAAUAUUCAGCAAAUAUAUUACCAAACGCAAACGAUAAGAAAGACAUUGUCUUGUCUAUUGUUGUGAACACAAUCACAAUAGUCUAAAGCUUCUCGAGAGUGAGAAUGUGACUAGUAAAUUUAACACGCGCUGGCUUAGUUUCUCAAAGCGCAGAGGAGUAAUAUUGCUAUCUGGCUAUUAUACAGUACAGUAUAAUAUUCUUCAUAGUCCGAUAGAAAAUCGUGAACCGUAAAAACAAAGACAUGUAAAUUUGUUUUUAGCACAAGCAUGCAGUUAUGAAGCCAUGACUAAGCAAGAUGAAAUUGCAUUAACCUAGCAACAAUUCAGAUAAUUUGUUACCUUAACUUAAGCCUUGUACACGGCACGUGCACGACUGUAGCUGCAAUAUUUUGCAAUUAAUGGCACGCAAUGCACGGCAAAAUUUGAUGCACGGCAAAAGUUAGCUGACUUAGGCACGGCAUGUUUUUUGUAAAUAUUGUGGGACAUUUAACUUAUCUAUCGAAUUCAAAUGCAAGGAAAUACUUUUGAAAACUGCGCAUUUAGUUAUCAAUGCUUUGUCCAGAUUUGCACUAGACUGACAUUUUGCCCGGAUAAAGUAUACCUUGCAUGACCAAAUUAAAGCAAAACAUUUAGCGAACUCAGUCUACGUUGCCAACUUCGAAAAGAUUAGUUUCACAAGUGUAUAGUUAUUUGUUUAUCAAGUCAAAGUCUCGAAGGUUUUGAACAUUUAACGAUUUGCACAAGAUCGAAACUGGGUCACGCAGUUCCUGGUCCACUAUAGUACGAUCGUACUUGUUAUAUAAAUUGACGGUCACUAUAGGUAGAUGCUUAAUAUGUAAUUACACUAAUGAAUUCGGAUUUGUCUCCUAUUGUGCACGAAUUAUUCCGUUUAUAUGAAUAGUACGAUUAAGGUAGCCUAAAAUUAAUAAGCCUUAUGGUUUCUAUUGGGCUCCCUUGCGAAGUAUAAUGUAUAUUUAUUCCUUCUUUUGUAUGAUAUUAUUUUUUUAUGGCUAAAAUAAAUUUGAUUUGAUUUGAUUUGAAAAUAUUCGCCGACCUAGAAUGAGAAUUAUCGCCUGAAAUUUCGGGAGUUUCAAGGACUGUUUAUGGCAACAUGAAUAUGGACAUGGUCAUGGCCCCUUACAUUCACUUUAUCACUGACACAGUGAUACUGUGUAUAUUUCUGCCACAGGCCCACAACAUAUUAAAUAAUUCUUGUUUUCCCUUGCUUUCGGGGGUGGAGUCUAGCUUUAAUUUUUGAAAAUAGUAAUAUCUUCUCUUUUUGUAUUUUUACGGCCAUUUUUUUGAUAAAAGUAAAAACAAACUUGCCAGAGUAGGCUGGUGGACGUGAACAGUGACAGUUCUUUUUAUCAGGGCUAUCUUGCAGCACUGCUUCAACAUGAUGUACUGUAUAGUAGUAUGGUACUCCACUCAUAAUUUGCAUUGUCUUUUGAAUUUGGACAUUUUUGCAAUGGGUACUCCUCGCAUAAAAACACGAAAAAUCACAGGGAAAAUAUAUAGAAACUGACAGAGAAAAGAACAAACUUUUUUAAAAUGCCAACAAUGUAAAAUGCCAUUAAUUGGGUAGACGAUAAAAUCAUUGAGUGCCGGCACUCUCCCCUUGACAAGUAAAAUUGUAUGGCUUUAGACAGAGUAAAAUAAUAAAGUAGGGUGCAUUGCCACUUAAGAAGUUAAUCAAAUACAUAUACACCAAGGAGAGACGAAGUGUAGGUUUUUUUGUGGUGAUCUUAAGUUUUCUCUUCUCAUUUGUAUACACAGAUUUUGCAGGACUAAACUGUGUUAAUUAUUUACUUACAGUUGGCCAAUCAUUUUUGUAAUAGCAUUGGAAUUUUACAACAAACAGCUCAAUCUAGUUCCUUUACUGGUUUUGAAAAAGAAGGUAGGUCAAUUCACUAAGCGGUUAAAGUGCACAUGAUAUAAAAAUAAUCAAUGUUUGUAAAUCGGAUAAAGAUUUGUCCUGAUUUACAUAAACUUCAGCUUGGAUUUUCUUGGCUUAAGCAAUGUUUAUUUUUAAAAUUACUUUGCCAAUAAACUCGUAAAAAGGGUCGUUUUUUAAGCAUGUUAAAACAUUCACAUCCGAUCUUUGUCUGAUAUACAAAGUUUGUGUAUGAGAUAAAGAUCAGCUGCUCAUGAGCCUCGUGUUUUAACUAGUACUUAAAAGUACCUUGAAAAUGAUGAAGAAUGAAUCGCCUUAAGAAUUUAUUUGUGCAGCUUAUCUCAUUUCCAAGUUAUCGGGCAUUUUGUAUUUUUGUGUUAUGACAUUACUAAUAUCUCAGAAGUCAGAAGUGAUUUAGAAUAACCGUUUUAGUGCAAAUUACCGAUAUAUCAAUGACCUGUUUAUGCACGCAUUUAUUAUUUUCUGAUUAUGUUCUAGACUAGCUGGUGCUUGGCCGGCCAUUCACUUUUUAAAGUUGUCGAUCGACUACUGGGUAGGGUGGGGCAACGAUUUAUUGCUAUUCGUAGAUUCAUGUACACAUAGCGUACCUAUUUUUAUUAGUGCUGUGGUGAAUAUAAACUACUGAAUUAAAUAAAAUUUUUGUUCCAAAGUGUCUACGGCCGGCAGAUGUUAGUAAAAUAAGAAGAGAGAGACUUGGUAAUUAGUACUUUGCUAUGACAACCACAUAAACGUUCCAAAAUGUUUGUUUGGUGUACUUACUAACUGUACCAAAUUUCAUUUUGUUGAAUCACUUCUGAGAUAUUAGACUUUAAUCUUCUUGCUGGCAUCCACAAAAUACAAAUUAUGCCUUCUUGACGUCACAACACAAAAUACAAAAUGCGCGAUAACUUGGGAAUGAGACGAGCUGUGAAUAAAUUGUUAAGGGUACCAUUUUCAUGGUAUUUUUAAGUGAUGCAUAAAAAAUUGGGGAGAAAUUUUCAUGUCAUGUGCACUUUGUGUAUUUUGGCAACAAUUAAUCUUAACAGUAAUUGGAACUUAAGCACCUGUGCACAUUAUAUUACCUGAAUAAGUUUCAUUGUAUUAAAUGACAAACACGACUCGUUUUGAUUCAAUUGCCAGUGUUGGCAAACUCAUAGGCUGUCAACUCCAAAUAGGUCAAAGAAUUAAAGAAAAUGAGAUAUUACUUGCAUAGACAAGGUCAAUACAAUUAAUCAAUAUUACUCAAUUGUUCACAACCAAUAAUUGAUUAGAAAAAUGGGCUGAUGGGAGUUGUUCUAAAAAAAAUAGUGUGCAGUUACUGGAGAAAAGGCUCUUGUCCAAGGUGGUCAUAUUGACUGGCAUAGGUAAAUUGACGACCAGGGCUUGCAAUAAGAUCACUGGGCCCAUCCAUUUAGUAUGUACACAAAAUUGAAAACUGCACAGCCUCCAUUCUACACAAACAAUAGAAGUGAUGUAAAUUAUAAGGUGGCUCAAUAUCUCUUAAAUGCAAGAAUCUUGAAAAAAAAAUUUAUGCUGGAUGAGCAAACUUGCGUGACCAUUCGUAUUCGUGAGAAUGUUAACAAAAGAUCUUCCAACAUGACCUGAUGUGACGAUUUUCUCAAUACACCCUUUCGAUAAUUACGUCACACAUACUUUUUGGUCUUGGAGCCUCGCUCUCAUUAGUAAAUUACGCAAGGUGAUUGGCUCACGAUUCAUGAGAGUGGGGCUCCCAGGCCAAAUGACGUAAUUAUCGAAAGGGUGUAUUGAGAGGCAUGUUGUGUAGUGUGUUGAAUGUCAAUUGCAUUAUGAAAUGCGAGUCCGGGCUCAAGUCCUACAAGACUGAUACAGUGGUAGAAACAUAAAAAAGGUUUUCUAUUUGUUGAACCGAAUGUCCUGGGUCAAUUAUACACUAGAAAAGGGGUUGGACAAUGACAAUGCAUAUACUACCAGAUGAUCUUGAUACGCGGAAAAGUACUGGCACUAGUUGUCAAAUAGAAAUCCAUUUUAUGAUUAAAACAACUGAAUAUCUCCUGUAAUAUACUUUAUUUCGAUUCCAUAUUUUUGUCAGAGCUAUAGUUCUCAUAUUAAAGCAAACAUAAUUACAAAAUUUCAACUAGUUUCAUAAAGAAUAACGAAAGAUAUAAUUGACUGAAUACAUCAAAAUGGAUUUCUAUUCGGACAACCCUUUCUGAGCGCUGAUUGGCUAAAAUACGAACACGAGAUCACCUGGUAGCUUUUCAGAAUAAAAACACUGAACUUUUUUUGUAGAUAACGACGCAAAACAAGAUAAAGUGAAUAACCAAGAAGGUAAGUCUGUUGUUAAAUACUACUUUUGUUCAGCAGACAGACAGACAAUUGCAGACAACGCAGUAUAUAUGCAAUAUAGUUUUAUGAAAUACAUGAUACAUUAUGAACAUGCGAACAUAUUAUUGAGAGGCAGACAUUUCAUAACUGCACAUACAUGUACACAGAGUCAACGGAAGUUUGGUUAGGGGAAGGUUAUUACGAUGAUUCUAUGUAUGUGUUCUGACCAUGCAUCCAAAGGUUGCCACUACAGCCUGUUUCAUCCAAGAGGAUCACUCUAUGUGGUCUGGCCAUGCGUCCAAAGAAAAUUCUUAAAUCUAGAGUCUCUGAAAUGUAUUUUCUGCUUUUGUAACAAUUUUUAUAUAUACAUAAAACUCAAGUUAGAAACUUAUAUUAUUAUAAAGCUUCUAAAAAAUCCUUUAGUUUGUUGGCCAGAAACAGCACUUUGACUUUUCACGAGUUUAUGGUAUGUUCUGUACUUACUUCUUGGCAAAGUAUACAAGUUCUGCGCUCAUUGCUCGGCCCAAUGUUCGAACUUUGGAAAUGUAACGGGGAAUAGAAAUUUCCUAUACUGCCGAACGUCAACUGUAAAAAGUUUACUCAAGCGGGAUUUGACCUCACAUCUUCGGGAGUCCUGUCCUCCGCUCUAUUGGAGGCGAGUUGCGACUUCUUACGAUGGUGUGAAUGCGUGUUUCGAUUCUAUUAUGGACCAUCUUCAGAGAAACAUAUUCAAAGAGAAAGAAACAUGUUCGAAACAUGGUGCCAACAUUUCUCUUCAUGUAAUUAGGAAUUUUUACUGCAAACCUGGGAACGUUAAAAAGCAAGCUGAAAUGUUCAAUAAAAUGACUUUAAAGUAUAAUAUUUAUAGGCCAUGCCAAGCUGUUUGCUGCAUUGAUAGCAAGAACUGCAAAGGACAUUGACUUUCUUAUUGACUCGUUACCAAGUGAAGAAUGUUCUACAGAACUUCAGGUAAGCAGUAGCCCCACUAUAGUAAUAGUGAAACAGUACAUAUAUAUUGUACACUUUAGAUCAUACCAGAUCGAGUUUAGAGAAAGUUCCGAGAAAUUUCGUUGUGUAUAGUAGUAUUACGUGUUAUUCUUGGACUCUAAAAACAUUGACGGCUCUUUCAGAUUAUUCAGGUGUUAAUUUCACUACAUUUAAAACAAAAUUGUACUCCACUUUGCGGUAUACAUGAUGGUUAAAUUUGGCUAACAUUUACUUCAGAUUGCCAGUCUAGAUAAACUACAGCAUGAAAACGAAGAAGCUGCCGAGAAGCUUGAACAAGCAGUCAAGAAAGGGGGUAUGUACUGUAUAACACAAUAGUGAGCUUAAGGUUACAGAACACCUUUGAGUGUUAAUUUUGCCUAAAACUUUUUUAUUGGUUUCCAUGAAAGCAUUAGACUAGUUCUACUAUCUGAUCAUGUUUGGACGAAAAAUGUUGAACUCGCAGAGUUAUUUAAUAAAAUACAUUUCGCUGCAAUAAGAAAAACAUUGAAAAUGUAAUAUUCAAAUUCAAUUUUCUCCCGAAGAAUUUUACGGCAAUUACUGAUUUUUAAACGAGUUGUUGCUCCUGCGGGUUUUAACGGAUUUUUCUCAAAUUUUCACAGGACGUAGCUAAAGACGUCAGUUUCAAAAGUGUGUUCGGCUUUGCUCUAAUUUUGGAUAUUUUAAUAAUAAGGAGCAAUUCACACAAACGAUUCAGAAAUAUAUUGCAGUCGUCAAAGUAAUCGCCAUAUCAGCGGAAUGACGAAAUAAACAAAAAUUUCCGAACACAAUUUUUUAGAACAACUAUUUUACUGUAUAAAAAUGAUAUUUUCAUAAAUAUAUCUUAAAACCAGCAGGAACAUAACUCAAAAGCGUAAAGGUACCGCGACUUAAGAUUUUCCCGAAUAAUUCUUACAUUAUUUUAUUGUUUGUCAAUUUCACAAUUUUAUCAUAUUCGGCAUGCACUGGCUAACAUUUGGUGAAAAUUUGAUGAAAAUCGGACUGAUUUUGAGCGCGCAGCAGCGAUUGUCCGCAAAACGCCAAAAAGGAACACCGCGGAAAAACGUCUGCGCAUGCACCAAAUUAUGAAAAUAUGGCGGGGAAUUUGAAUAUCAAUUUCUAAAACAAAAACAUGCUUAUUAAUAGGUCAAAAAUUAGUAAAACAAACGAGAAAAUAUAGACGAAAAUUUUUUAUAUUUGGCGACACAGUUUUUUUUAAAGAAAUGUAUCUCAAACGAAAAUUCGGAAAUUGUCGUUGCUUAGUUGAUAAACAAAAUGUUUCAGACGAUAAAUUUGUCAACAAUUACCUUGAGUUCAUGUUCUUGUGCAAUACAAUUUUUUGAACCUUCUGGCUGUAUUUAUUCCUAGUUUUUAGAAUGACAUGUUUAUUAUUGCGCUCGAAAUCUGGCUGUAAAGACGCACAAUGAAGUCACUCCUUUUUACCGCCAUUUUGCGCCUUCGGAAACGUUCGGAACAGCUUCUCAUCAAGUUCGCAAUUCUAUUACAGGUAAGGUUGACACAUGCGCAGACGUUUUUCCGCGGUGUUCCAAAAAGGGUGUCCUGUAACCUUAAGCAAGCGACGUUUUUGUCAACACGCACGUCACCCGAAAAUUGACGGUGUUUUGCAUCAUAGCGUUCGUGCAAGGAAGCAAAAAGUUUUAAAAAUUUUGAGUUUUGUUAUAUGUGUAAAAUUGAAGAUGAACAAACUGAUACAAACACAUGCAGUUUUUAAUCCAGUCCCUCUCCAACCUCGUCCCCAGUGUCUUCCUCGUUAUGGCGCGCGAGCUGAGGAAGAUACUUGGUAAAAUACGCUGAAAUCUCCAAGAUUCUUGGAGAUUUAUCGCAUGCGCAGUAACGACAACGUUAUGUUGCUGACUACAAUUAGCGCUGGCGCUUACGAUUUUCUUGCUUAAAAAUAUACAUAUUUUGUUUAUUUUUAUGUAUUUAUUCUCAAAGUUUUAACAAAUUUUGCGAAAAAUACUUCAGAUAUAAGCUGUGAACACACUUGUACACAAAACUGUGCAACAUUCAUCAUUAUAUUGUAUUAAUUUGUCGGAGGAUGGCGCUCAUAUUUGUAACAUUGUUUUGUUCGCUUUGGCAACCCUCGUAUAUAUUAUAUGCUGUUCGGCUUCAUAUUCAAACACUGACAGUGUUGGAAUAUGAAAUGAUAUUGAUUGAUAGUACUGUAUAUCAAGGUACGUACUGUACAUUUAUACUGAAUUUAUUUUCACACGAGUUUCAAACUAUUUCUGCCUUAUAAUGAACAGUGAGAACACAUCACUAACAUACUGUCAUACAGAAAGACUCCAUAUCUUCUCAUCAAUUAUGAUUAUUGUUACAAGUAACAGUAGAAAUGUUUUUAAAAUAUAUUCUGUUUUCUAUGUAAAGCAGAGCAGCAUGCUUUUAUUUUGCUUUGGUGGUAGUCACCACUCGCCAAGUCAAAUGGCCAUUCCAUUUAAUAGCCCCCGUAUUGAGGUCUGGAUAUCCUAUGGGGGAGAAGGGGUGUUACCUUAAAUUUUCCUAGAGGGUAGCUUAUUAAGAGAUUUCCCAAAUAUUAGGUGUUUUAGUGAUAUCUAAGCAGACAGGAACAAUAUCCUAAAGGGGUAGAAAGAUAUCCAUGGGGGUUCCAAAAUUGCAUCCAAUAGGGUUCCAAAAUUUUUAAGGGGAUUCAGAAGGGACCCCUUAAUAGGGUGUGGGGGGAUGUAUAGCAAAGUAUUGGAACUAGGAGUAUAUCAAAUAAGUUGUUCAUUCAGUCAAGACCUUGAGGUUGUGUUGAUCAUCAUGUCAAACUCCAUUCCAUAUUGCCUUUGCCUCAAAAACAUAUAUACAAAUUAAGAAGUUGUUGCAGCACACUGGGCCAUUCCAUUUAAUAUAUAGUUUCACACACCCUAUUGAGAGGGUCCCUUCUUGAUCUCCUUAAAAAUUUUGGAACCACAUUGGGUGCAAUUUUGGAACUUCCAUGGAUAUCUUUCUACCCCUUUAGGAUAUUGUUCCUGUCCCCUUGGAUAUCACUACAGGGCUUAAACCUUUAUCCAAGCACUUUUGCUGACCCCCGUUUUAGAAAAGAAGAUUCAGUUUUUGUGACGCACGAGUGUAGCCCGAGGGGUCUAGGGGCAAAGUCCCUGAAAGCUUUUACUAUUUCAGCAUCUUAAGGAGCUGUUACACUAUGCAACUUGUCUUGCAACUUGUGUCGCAAUUGCAAGGUUAACAUGUUACACCUUGCCGGCUUGCAGUUUUUGUAAUAUAUACAUUGCAAUCAAUGUCUCGCAACAUUUUUGUUGCGAAAAGUAGAACCUGAUUCUACUUCGUGCAACGCUUGCUGCAACAAAAUUGCGAGACAAGUUUCAAGACGAAUUCACGUUGCUUGAAUGUAACCGCGUGGUUUGUGAAUGAUGUAAUCUUAUGUAAACAUUGCGCAAUACCAAAGAGGCUAUACAUCGAUGUACUCGUAUUCGAGCGUAUUUUUUCUGCGGCUUUUUCACUCUUCCAGCUCAAGGUUGUGUAAAUUUUAGAUUUUAGUUCGAAAAAUUUACUUUCUAUUUGUAAUAUUCGUUAUUCUUCAAUCAUUCCAUUUCAUUUUGUGCUGAUUUGAUCGAAAUUUUUAUCCGCCAGAAGUCCAAACAUGCAUGCCAUCUAAGCACGGUGGUCACAAGACAUAAAAUAUACAAUAGAGGUAGCUUUAUAACAUAAACAUGUCGUUUUACCUAUAACUUUGUUUCUUGGAAUUCCAAAAACUAAAGCGAGUGAAAAUGAUUUUUUGUUGUUUUUUUCUUUUCGUUGGGGGAAAGAUUCAGUUUAAAAACUCAAUCCAAGAUUGAGUCUUGACCUCCGUUUACCGGAGGUCAGUUGGUGCUUGGAUAAAGCCCUGCACUAUAUAAAACACCUAAUUUUUGGAAAAUCUCUUAAUAAGCUACCCGCUAGGAAAAUUUAAGAUAAAACCCCCCUCUCCCCCAUAGAAUAUCCAGGCCUCAAUACGGGGGCUAUUAAAUGGAAUGGCCCAUUUGACUUAGUGAGUGGUGACUAUACCACCAAAGCAAAAUAAAAGCAUGCUGCUCUGCUUUACAUAAAAAGCAGAAUAUAUUUUUAAAACAUUUCUACUGUUACUUGUAACGAUAAUCAUAAUUGAUGAGAAGAUAUGGAGUCUUUCUGUUUGUGAUGUGUUCUCAGUGUUCAUUAUAAGGCUGAAAUAGUUUGAAACUCGUGUGAAAAUAAAUUCAGUAUAAAUGUACAGUACGUACCUUGAUAUACAGUACCAUCAAUAUCAUUUCAUAUUCCAACACUGUCAGUGUUUAUUAAGUCGCAUUUGAAGCCGAACAGCAUCUGAUAUAUACGAGGGUUGCCAAAGCGAACAAAACAAUGUUACAAAUACGAGCGCCAUACUCCGGAGAUAAAAAUCCCCAUCUACACAAAUUAGAUCUGCUGCGUCGCUCGCUUCAGGCUCGCUCGCUUCCGCAGCCAGAGGCGCCGGAAUAUCGAUAAUUGGGGGGGGGGGGGCGGAUAUUCAUAUAUUCGUGUUCUGCCCAAUUAAUUUCUUUUGAAAUCGAUUGUUUUUACAGUCUAUGAACACAAAAAUAUGAAUAUCUGCCCCCGCAAUUAUCGAUAUUCCGGCGCCUCUGUCCGCAACAAAUGUCUCAUUCAUGUUCCAAAUUGUCCAAUAAGGGACCGGUCAAUAUUUAUGGCGGGGGGGUGGCACCGAAGAGAAAAGGGUUGGGUAAACAAAAUUUUGAGUGAGUAAAAGGUUGGGUAAAUGAAAAACAAAACAACUCAGGGGUUGGGUAAUAAAAAAUUAUUGUCAUUUCCAAAGCAUGAUUCACUGAAAUAUUGGAGACUAAAAAGCAAUGUCAACAGUAGUCAGUCAUAUGUCAAUACAAUACCGUAUGUGAAUCAAUCAGAGUGACUAUCUCUUGAUCAUUUUCCGAUUUGUUGGGAGACAAAUGGUACCUCCAAAGAAAGUACAUGUGCAGACAACAUGAAACUUUAAACUGCAGAAAAUUUUACAAUCCGUUAUCAAACUCAUGUGACAGAACGUCACACUAUUGUAAAGUUUUUGGCCAGGGGUGGGUAUUUAUUUUUAAAUUGAUAUUUGAGGUUGGGUAAUCAAAUUUUUUACUUUUUAAUGGUUGGGUCAGCAAAACUUUUGCCACGAAAAACAUUUCUCUUCGGUGCCACCCCCCACCUUAAAUAAUGACCGGUCCCUAAUAUGUGCGUAUUUUAUCGCUUGGGCAUUUUAUAAGUCAAAAUACUUUAUUUAUUGAGGGUAAAAACACCGUUACUGUUUUACACCGUUAUUGGUGUUACAUUUACUAAAGCAUGCACUUCUCUAAUAUAUGGACACUUCGUUUGUUCUGUUCCUUCAGACUCAGUGUUCGUUCCCCUGCAGACUUCGUUAAACAUCGUUUAACUGUCGUGAUGUUAUUUCGUAGAAGCGGUACUAGAAAUGUUGCAGAAUGCUUUAAAAACUAUGGCAGAGAGGCAACUGGAUUCUGAAAGAGAGGUUCUUGAAAAGUGACUCGUGUGCUCAGCCAGGAAAUAAAGUGGAUACAAAGCUAAAGUGGGUAUUGUACCAGAUGUACAAUUUGGAAACAACCUUGAUGUGAAUGGAAUAGUUGAAGGUCGUAUCAGAGAAGUGAUAUUAGCUUACACAUGUGCAAUAUAUUUGACGAUUCUUGAUACUAGAUCUGCAUUCCACGAUGUGCACAUACGAAAAGACACAUACUGUACUGGAUACUAUAUAUAACAUGUAUGUAAUGUAAACUGUACAUAAUGUAGCAUACUCCCGCCUGCUAAAAUGAGAUUUCCAUGUGUAUAUUAUGCAGAAUUAUGCAUUCAAUUUUUCUACAUAUCCGCGAAAAAUGCAACUGUAUAUAUAGGCCCUCUGAGAGUAAUUAUAUAUAAUCGAACUUGCGGCCCAGGGAUUCCGCUGUACCGCUGCAAAUAUUGAUACCAAAAUUCGGUUCUUUGCCGGAAAAACACAUAUAUUUCGACCUAAAAACGGAAAUAUUUCGCGCAAAAAAAUGACUGGGGCCCAACAAAAAAAUUCUAGGGGCCCCCAGAACCUCGCGGCCCCGGGCAAUUUGCCCCAUCUCGGCGUGCCUGAUCUAACUGGAUACUGAUAUAUAAUUAUAUCGAGUGAGUUGCCCAAAAUCUAUAAAAAGUAUACUGUAUUAUAUACCAAGUGUCAAAGUAAAAAAAAAACAAAAAAAAAAACGAGAAACCCCAUAAUUUUUCUCCAUAACUGAAUGAUUUUAUUAUUCACCGCUCAGAAGACAUUGAAAUUUCACGGCGGGCACGGGCCCAACCUCGUUCCCAGGCUCUUGGCACGGGCAAUGAGAUGUAUAAGAAUACGUGACAGUUAAUUAUUAUAUUAUAAUAAUUUAGAUGAUGCUAAUUUGAGUCGCUCCACACCGCGGGCAAGCUGAAUCGAACCUGUGGUCUUCGGUUCGCUGGUCCAAUGAUCUACCAACCGAACUACAGGGUCAAUCCAUUCGAGGUGAUAUUUCCGAACUUAAUCUAGUUCCUAUAUGAUACCUGUACAUCUUAUAUCUGAGUUUCAGCACAUACAGAUAUCGAGAGGACUGAGUUUGGAAAUAUCACCAUGCUUUCAAGUUAAGCGCUUUUGUGCAUACAGUAUACGCACGGAAAAGUUUAAAUCCAUUCAAAAGUUACUUAUGAAAUACCUAAAUGAAUGGAAUGACAUAAUUUAGUUUUGUUUGUGAUACUUAACUGGAAAGCUGCCCUUACUCGAACCCUCGUGGCUCGGUUGGUAGAGCUUUGGGAUAACAAACAAAGGUCGUGGAUUAGAUUCCCAAUUCAUCAGUACAAGAUGCAUGUGGAGCAACUCAGAGUCUCAUCUUUAGCCUGGUUCACACUAAAGAUUUUGUUGACGAUUUUCUCUUUCUGGCGGAUGCGAAUAAAUGAACUCGUACACAGAAGUAUAGAAUCGCCUGUCGGAAGUAUACAUUUCCAAAUCUUUUGCAUGUCACUCAUUCAAUCACAUCCGCCAGGAGGAGAACAUGGCCGUCAAAAUUGCUAGUGUGAAAGAUUAGUUUCUUGUAAUAAUCUUGAACUGUUUGUGUCAGUGUAGGUAGUGCCAAGGCCAAAAAAAAAAUAUGUGGGUUUCCGGUUUCCCGACCCUACCUAGCUUUUGGACGUCGAAAUCCCGACCCUAAACUUUUUUAUUGGAUCAUGCUUGUAAGUGUUUCCACUUAGACGAAAAAGUUUGUGGAAAAUUGAAAUUUGUGGCAAUAUUAGGGAAAAUUAUCUUUGGAUGUGGAAGCACUGACUAAACAAAAUGGCGUCCGCUUAUUCGGAAAAUUAAAAGUUAAAACCGAGCUACCCUACCUAAGUUUUUAUAAGUAGAAACCGGAAAUCCAUAUAUUUUUUUUUUGGCCCAAUAAUGUGAACAAGUUGUCGUUAGUAGGGGUGCAACUACCUGAAAAAUAUAAGGAGAAUUUCGACGUUUCGAGCGAAGGCCGUUCGUCUGGAGUUCCGGAGUUUGAAGUAUAGUUGCAUCCCUAGCAAUUACGAAAGCUUGUUCAUAGUUUCUUGUAAUCCUGCUCUGAAUAGUCAAACGCAUAAAUGAACUCGAGUACAGGUGAAAACAUAACUUUCUGAUGCAUGUUAGGACUUUAGGUAUGGGAAAAAGGAUUUUAGAAAACAAGAAGUGUUAGUAAUUGUGACAUUCGCUAGUAGUGGAAAAUAAUUUGCAAGUUUUUUUGUGUAAAGCCCCAGCUCAAACGAGGAAUGAGAGUUCAUACGAGUUGGCAGUCACGUGACCUUGGUUAGCUGUUCUUAGGGGCUGAUUACAUGGAGAGUUUUCAGCCUGGGCUGAGUUUCAUCCCGGUUUCCCGGGCUGAAAUUUCAGCCCGGCCAAUUUCAGCCCGGCCUAAGGAUAAAAUCCUAUUAAAAUAGCAAGCGAUUACGUGACCAAAAUUCCAGCCCGGGCUGAGUUUCAGCCCGGCCUGAAAUUUCAGCCCGGUUGGGGCUGCCCGUGCUGAAACUCAGCCCGGCAGCAUGUAAUCGCAAAUAAUUUCCGCCCGGGCUAAAAAACAACCGUUUUUGCCCAAUGGCUUUAUUUUGCGUGUUUGUUUGAUCUUUAAAUACUUUACAUAUAUACAUGACUUUACACAAGUCAAAUAGUCGACUAAUCAGCGUCUGAUUGCUUUAAAGAAGCGUAACAGGCUUAUUGUAUUAUUGCGUGACACUCAGAUUAUUUCAGCUCGGGUUGACUAUAAAUAUAGCUAUGACUAAACUCAUCCCGGGCUCAAACUGCUCAUGUAAUCGUCAUGCAAUUUCAGCUCGUGGUUUAACCGGGCUGUAACUCAGCCCGGGCUGAAAACUCCCCAUGUAAUCAGCCCCUAAUGCUUUCACUAUAUUUCCCAACAUGUAUUCAUUGUAUUUAAGUUGAAACAUAGUUGGAACACUCGUCAAACCUUUAUUUUCUUAAUCCUAUCCUCGUUUGACUGGCCCUCACAAUCAUUCGUAAUUACACUAUAUGGUCAGUAAUUACGUCGCAUGUGUCAGGAAAUUGUACGAUUGAAAUAAGCGAAAUAAUGUAAUGAACUCCAUAUUUAUUUGAUGACGUUUUUUAUGUUUUCAUUACCUACCUCGUACCCAGGUCCCAGGUGGCAUAUGCGAUACUGUAACGCGUGCACCAUGAACUGGGGACUAGUCUGUACAAUAUCAUAGUGGUAUAUUGUCCAGACUAGGAAAAUAUGUUUAAUUGGCUCGGUUUCGAAGGCUGAAUAAAGUUUUUGACAACGAUUAAAACCAUCUAGUACAUACCCACUUAAACGGUAAAUCGCGUAUUUUGUGCUCACGAUGAGCGGAAAAUAUAUAUUAUCGAAAAUAUAUAUUUUUAAAUUAGUUUUGCUUAUCAAAAUAUGAUAAACUCUAAAUUUGUCUCAAUAGAAUUCGUAUUCAUUCCUGUAUAGCAUUACAUAUACAUAUAUACAACAUGAAAAAUUGUUUAUUUUUUGAGCAUGCAAUUAAGAUAAUUACAGUAUUGGUCAUAUACUAUAUUAAUUAUUAAGUCGUAUAUAGAUUUUUUAUCAAUGGAAAAUCUUGGCAAAAAUAACAUUUACAUACUGAAGAAACUUGAAACUUUAUUGAAAAUAGUUUUAUUUAUUUAUAAUAUUAUAAAAGUUUUGAAUUUGGACCAACUAUCCGUCAAUAAAAUACAGAUGAAAUGUACACUUAUAGAAACGAAAUUAUGGCGACCUCGACAGCAGUUACUUUAUUUGUGAACUCAUUAGUCAUUCGUAUUAAAAUUGAGAAGAAAAGCACGGAUGACCAAUCUCUAUUUAAACAAUACACCUCAUUUCCCACCAAUUACCAGACGCUGUUACAACCUCAUUAACAUGUGAGCAACAAUACAUUGUCCACUUGUGGUGGUCACAUGCCCUAGCCGCUAUUCGGCUGGUUAUUUUUGCAGGUUUCUGCUGGUUGGUUUUGCACGUUCAUGGCAUAAAUUGCGCAUGUGUAUAAUGAUUUUCUUUAGAAUCCUAAUCGCUGACAUUUACACAGGGUUAGCCCCUGGAACGAGUCCUAUCUACAAGAUGGUAGACAAGGUUAUAUAUACACCAUAGUUGCUCUAGUCAGGGUGGUCAACUGGGAAUGCAACUCAACUUAGGCAAAUAACGAACAGGCGACGCGAGCUAGUGUACGUGACGACGUUAACAGACUAACGUUUGCCUUCAAUGUUGUCAAGGUUUCUUGCAAUCGAUCCUAAAUGUGUUUCAGUUUUCUUCUGUAAUCAAUCAAUAGAUGCACAACCGCAUCAGUUAUAGAAUAUCUUCAUGUUGGUAAUGAUUAUUGAAUCUAGGCGAAUUAAAAACAUUUGCCGCUUCCUGGAUUGCCAACUCGCGUGAGGGUUGAUUGAGUUAUCAAUUGAUAUUAUACCUCAUAUUCAAAUUGUCCAAUCAAAAACAGCAUUUGUACCACGUGACAAUGUGAUUUUUUACGGUAUUUCACUCAAAUUCAUGAUUUCGCAAUGCAGCGUGAGAUACUGUAAUAUCCCGCGGUAGAUCCAGUGGGAUAUUAUAGUAUGUGACGCCUGGAUACCACACUCUGAAACAAUAUGGCGUUCGCUAGCUGUUGUUUGUCAGAAGAUUUAUUGAUUUAACCAAAGACUUUCAAGACGUAUGUUACCUUCAAUGAUCCAAAGGGGAUACAUGCUCAAAUAUUUUAAAGACAAAACGUCAAAAACUAUUGUAUUCGCUUGGUUAAUAUAAUUAAGUUUAUUCUGAACUUAGUGGGUUCUUUAACUUUCGGUAUAAUAUAUCAUUUAUAGACCCUCCGCUCGGAGGAUUCGUCGAAAUAUUACCCUCGGUGAUGAUAUUACCCUCGGUGAUGAUACUAUCAUCACUUCGGGUAAUAUUCCGCCGAAUCCCUUCGCUCUGGGUCUAUAAAUGAUAAUUAUACAACAUUGAAUAUCGCAUGAUUUCACUAUGGUGGAUUUCACACGUAUUGGCAAACCUAUUUCUUAACCUUCCCCCCCCCCCCUGCCUGCAAAUCUAACCAGCCAAAUCCUAUCACUUUCAUUUGUGCAAGUCUGGUUAUGUAGUGUUUAAACGUUCUAAAACUCGAUAAAAAAUGUUUGGAAAGUUAUAUCUUUAUAGUAAAACUAAUUCAUACCUCUAACGAUUCAUUUUGUAACGAAUUUAAAAAUCUAUUCUCAUAUAGUAUAUUAAAUAUUCUAGCUUCAAAAUUGGCUCAUUGACAGUGAACUCACAAGGAUGCCCUAUCCAGUCCUAGUUUCCCGCCAGAAAUUAUAGAUUGGUCUAGCUCUCAAACGAAGAGUUUCAGUCACAAAAAGGUAAAAAAUAUUUAAAAGCUGCUUGAAAUUUUGUGUCUCUUUCAACAUGUUCUUUUGAAAAUAAGAGGGAGGUUACGCUUCACGUUUGAGGGCGUGGAAAACGGCGGAGUCCUGUUUCCUUGGCAGAGUUUUCAUUUAACUUCUUCACUUUAUAUUUCUUUUCUUACGUCAAAAGAACCGUUAUAGGUUUACGUUUCAGAAUAACAGGUUCAUUUACUCGACUGCCUUAUGGCGUAAAAAUGUUUUUCGCCCGACGAUUGUCGUGUGAACGCGCAGCUUAAACUCCCUAAUAUCACAAUUCUAAGCAUUAAGUUCCUCUCUGCAUGGCCUUAAAUCUUGAAUAAAAUAACUAAACUAUUUUUAAUGCUGUCACUUAUAAGUUUCUUGAUUUAGUUUCCUAACAAAACAAAACAAAACUCCAAUUGAUCAAAAUCUUAAACAAAAAUAAAAUUUUGGAAUUCCUGAUCAACGCAUUUACAGUUGGGAAUUUUCUCGCCAACUCUCAUCCACAGUCCACUGCAGCUUUUCGAAUUUGUCGCGACCCAGGAUGUAAAAUUACCCACAAUUCCCUCUCCUUUACAGAAACCAUUAUCAUCCAUUAUGGCAGGUUGACAUUCAACACACAUUGGCUUCGAUAAUUUGAGUUUCUCUGCCCAGGUUCCUUUACAAUCUGGAUGUUUCGACAUAAGCUUGAAGUUGACACAAUGACUACGGAAGCUGGGGAAAAUA
Paramuricea clavata is the source of this 21707-nucleotide messenger RNA. NCBI's taxonomy places the organism in Eukaryota, Metazoa, Cnidaria, Anthozoa, Malacalcyonacea, Plexauridae. The record is from the annotation of a GenBank genome assembly.